GCUGUAGCAAUGAUGUCGAAUCCUGCAGUUGGAGGCACAGCUUACGGGGCUGGAAAGGCCGGUGGGCCGUUUGAUCCAAUAGAAUAUAUAAAAAAGCCACAAGUUAUACUAAGAUUAAUUAGUUUGCUGUUUUCCAUCAUUGUGUUUGGUUGCAUCUCCUCGGGUGGCUGGUAUGCCAACCAGUGUCAGAUGAGUGGUGACAGCAACGCGUGCGGCUACGGAACGGGCAUUGGCGUACUCGCCUUCCUGUUUUGUAUUGGAUUCCUGAUCACAGACGCACUUUUUGAAAAUAUCAGCAGUGUACAGCACAGAAAGUAUGCUGUUAUAGCUGACUUGUCUGUUUCAGGUUUCUGGACGUUCCUGUGGUUUGUGGGCUUCUGCUACAUGACUGACAAGUGGGUGAAUGCCGAUCCCAUGGCGUCAUAUUACAAUAAACGUGGACACGGCAGGGAUAACAUCCAGGCAGCCAUAGCUUUUUCAUUUUUUUCCAUUGCAACAUGGGCUGCUCUAACGUUCUUCGCAAUCCGCCGCUACCGAGCUGGGGCUCAAGAUGUCUUUUCCUCUGGCUACGAACCGGACCCCAACGCCUCGUCCCCCUACUCUUCGUUUCCAGGAAGUGACACCGGCGACCCCUACCAGCAGCCUCCCUUCAGUCAGCAGAAGGAAGUUCCCGACUACCAGGCUCCCACAUACUGAGCCGUGUAUCUCCGUGCGGCACACCAGCGUCACGCUGCGCAGAGUGCUACAUCUUGGCCAGCUGUAUGGUUUACAAGCUCAGAUCGGCAAACAUAUUCUUAGGACUCCUGUAGUAAUAAUAAUAUUGUGUUUAUGUGUCUAGAUUUUAUUUUCCAAUCUGAUUAUUAGAUGUUUUUGUAUAAGCAAAACAAAACUGUUGGGUUUUUUUUUUUCUUUUUUCUUUUUUUUAUAUAUAUAUAUAUAUAUAUAUUUUUUUAUUUUUUUCAUUUUUUUAAAUACCAGUACCAGUUUAGUGUAUUUUUAAAAAGUACAUAACUUUUUCUUUUUUUGUUUUUUUUUCUCUUUUUUUUCUUUUUUCUUUUAGUUUUUGCUUUAAGUUUAUUUCAUAAUAAUGAUAAGAAACUUAAAAAACAUUUGUUCAAUCCAUUGCAUUCAGCAUUAAUCUAUUAUACAUCUAUAUAUGUAUAUUACCUAGUAGUUUUAUUUCAGUAUGUUACUAUUAUUUAAAUAACUGACAAAACAUGUUUUUGUUUUACAACUUUGGAACUUGAUUCUUAAACUUUAACUCUUAAAAAUUUAUUUGGUUAAUUAAUUUUUUUUUUAAAUAUGCUAGAAUUUAAAUAGUAAAAUAUUUAUGCUUUGUUUGAAUGUCCAAGAAGAUUGUGUUUUCAAAUGAUGCUAGAAUUUAAACAAUAAAAUAUUAAUGCUUUGUUUAAAUGUCCAAGAAAAUUGUGUUUUCAAAUGAUGCUAGAAUUUAAACAAUAAAACAUUAAUGCUUUGUUUCAAUGUCCAAGAAGAUUGUGUUUUCAAAUGAUGCUAGAAUUUAAACAAUAAAACAUUAAUGCUUUGUUUCAAUGUCCAAGAAGAUUGUGUUUUUGCACACUGAUGUUUGCCAUUCUUUGCUUUAUUCUGAUCAGUACAAACUGGCACCCAGUAUCAUUUCAGGGAUUUUUAAUGUCGAGUUUAAAUGUCAAGUUGAUAAAAGCUAGUACCCAGUAGUGUGGUUGGUGAUGUUUGUUGUCGAGUAUAGACCCAGACAUCAGUUGUGAAUAGGGUUUUAUUUAUUAUGUUUUUCCACCUAUUAUCUUUACUAGUUCAAAACAAACAUUAAAUGGUUACCUGUAUAAGUGAAUAACAUUUUAUGGGCCUCAUAAAAAACCAACUGGUAGAUUAAUACAAAAAAAAUCAAAAAUAUUAAUUAUAGCUGACAGUUACUUCUGGUGUAUUUUCCCAUUCUCUUUGAUCUACUAAGUACACUUGCCAACAAUUAAAUAAAAGGAGAAUUUAAUUUAGUCUGUUAAGAGAUCAAGUACAGUAAUUGUACUCCAUAAAAUUAAUCUCGUCUAGUGCAAAGUACAAAGCAGUUUUAUUUCAAUUGCAUACGGAAGAUUUUGCAUGGGUCAACCCUGAUUAGUGGUAACUGUUGAGUGGUGGGAAUGGCUUUCCUCGGUCAGACUGUUUUCUUAAAUGUUUUACAUAUUCACCUUUCUAUAACAAUCUGAGCUGUAUAUGAAUGAAAUCUUCCACAAAAAAAACAUGAACCUUACUUGUUCACUAUGGAGGUGUCAGGUGGGGGGGGGGGGGGGGGAUAUUCCUCUAAAGCAUGCCUUUCCCUCAAAUUUGGACCUGCUUCUUCUGUUAUUUUGUAACAAGGAUUGGAAAAUGUAGUCACUGUUUCUGAGAAUGAGAGCACUGAUGUUCUGAUAAUGAGGGCGCUGAUGUUCUGAGGACAACACCAUAGGUAUUUGCUGGGUUAGACACUAUUUAUAACUGAUUGUUGUACUGAAGUAGCUUGUUGAACGUUGUACUGGUCUGUCGGUCGUUGUACAUAGAAACAGAAUUUGUGUGAUUGGUCAUAAUUUCUUAACCUGAUUGGUCAGGAUUUGGUCUGAUUCAUUAUAAUUUAGCAAUGAAAGAUUUGAUUGGUCGAUAUGUUUUAACAAGCAGCCUGAAUAGUCAUAUUUUGUGAACAGGUUGUUUUCAUAAAAAAAAAUUGAUUCUCUAUGUAUAGUUGCUUUGUUUUGGGGUUGUUUCGUUUUUCUUACAAAAAUAAUUUUAUGAUAAAAUGUUUUUCAUCUUUUUAUUGCCUACAAAUUGAUUUUUGAUACAAGAACAUAAUUUGUCUUUGUUGCUAUUUAUGACAUAGUUAGUGUUAUUUCAGUUAGAAUCUUAAAAUGCUUGUUAGAGAAUUUCUGUUACUUAUAUUUUUUAUUAUGAUUGACAAAAGCAUUUUUUAUUAAUUAAUUUUAUUUAAAAAAUUUGAAAUCAUGCAUUUAAUAUGCAGAGUGUUUUUCUGGAUGUGCAUUAUGCAAGCUAAAACAACAUGACUAUAAACUAGAAAUGGUUCUCUGGUGUGUAUGGCUGAAUCAAAUCUAAAUCACUGAAUCGUAUUUGAUUCCUUGAAGAACAUUGCAGUGUAUGUAGAGUUCAUGCUAUAUUUAACUGUAGUUGGACUUCAGGUAGGGCUUACAUUGUGAUUAAAAAUGAAUGAUUUUUAGUCUCAGCUACAAGUGUUGAGUCUUUGAGAUGGAGUUCUCAUUUGACUAAUUGGGGGUCUUGUGACCAUAAAAAUACAUUGUUUUGUGAGAUGUAUUGGUUAUAUUUUAUGUCUGCCCAUUUGUUGUGAAAUAGGGUGACAUUUUUGGUUUUAUUUUGAAUCUUUGAAAUUGGAAUUAUAAAUAGAAUAAUUUAUUUUAUUUCUUUUUAUUUAAUGGACUAAAAUAGGUCAUUGACAUUGGUUUUUUAAUCAUUUGAAUAGAUAUAUUUAGCACAUAAACGUGUAAUUGAAAGUCAUUUAUAAUUAUUUAUUUUUAAUUUUUUUAUUGGGCCAGUCUUUUCAUAACCAUCAUUUUGCACGAAGUGUCACUAGUAUUAAUAUUACUAGUAUUAAUAGUGUUGUAUUUGACAAACUGUGUACUUAGGCAAGAAAAGUGACUUGUAGUUAUUUAUUAUAGUUACAAAACAAAUGUUUUGUCAGACUUUAUAACAAUGUCUUGUAUGCCAUAUUUAGAAAUUAGCAAAUGGUAACAUUGUUUUGGUGAUCAUUGUCAUAUUUCAGAAAACGAAAGACAAAAUUUGUGUACACUACAUGUAACUAUAUUGUAUAUGCAGCACACUUUAGCUUGGCGCCAAUGUUGGAAUAUGCCUGUCAACUUUGGGCUUAUCUGGUGUUAGUGGUUUAUGAAAUAUGUUGGUUUUUAUAAUUAAAAAAAAUAUAUCUCAUUUAUGAUACAACCUGCUUAAAUUAUUUCUUUUUCCUCUUUUUUUUUUUUUUUUUAAAUUAAUUUUUUUAUAAUCCAUAAAAUGUAUACGGAUUCCAUUUUAUCAAAAUAAUGCAACACACUAAAAGAAACAUUUAUAAUGGUCUACCACCUGUUUGCCAAUCAACUUCAUAAAAAAAAAAAAAAAAAAAAAAAAAAAAAAAAAUUUUUUUAUUUCAUCUCAGCCCAUUGUGAACUAAACUGCGUUAAUGCCCAGUGGAUCAGGCUUACAUUGGUUUAGCAUUGUGAUGUGGUCAAAAUACAAUAUGUGUAUAAACGAUCCCACUUCCAAGCAUAAUGGCUUCAACAGUCAACAUGUUACUGUGAUUUUUUCAUUAGUAAAGAGUUUGUUUGCUUGUUCAUAAUCACUUGUAUAACAUGAAUAUUCUGUCAAUUUGUGGUGUCUUUUAAAAUGUGUUUGUAGAGAUAGCACACAUACAUGUUCCUUAGUUAUGUUGUUAUUGGUUUUGUGACAAUGUGUCUACAUAUAUAUAUAUAUGUAUCUGUGUGUGUGAUGAUGUAUAAUGUGUGUAUGAUACCGGUAGAGUAAGUACAGAUAUAGUGUACACUGACCUGGUUAGUGGUGGAUUUAAAUUGUCACCUGUAGAUAAAUAAUUAAUUCAAGUUUAUGAUUAUGCAUUCCAUUAGAAUUGGCUACUAAUUUUCGCUCAUUUUUACACCAUUUUUCCUUAUCUCAAAUAUUAAAAAUUUGUAUUACAAUGGCUAUGUUGUGAGGUUUUUUUUUGGGGUUUUUUUUUUAUUAUCCAUAUAAAAAUUCAGUACUUUAGAUGUACAUUUAUCACAUAUGAGAUCCUUAUUUAUAUUUUUAGUGCUAUUUAUUAAUAGUUUAUAUAAAUAUUGAUAUAAGUUACAUAACAAUUUAUGUUGUAUUUCCAGUAUUGCUAUUUUUAUUUAUAGCUAUAGAAAUAAAAUAUGCUUUUCUUGCUUAUAUCCCUCUACAUUUCAGAUUUAUUUUGUUUAUCUUUGUUUUUAUACCAUUAUCUUUCACGCUGUUGUUUUGGACGAGUUGUGUUUUUCUUCUGUUGGUUAUGUCCACUACUGUGUAUUUUAAUUCUGUUGUUCAUGUUCGUACAAACACAUUACAAAUAAAUAGUGAAAACAAAA
This is a messenger RNA of Gigantopelta aegis, 5081 nucleotides long. Its product is annotated as synaptogyrin-2-like. NCBI's taxonomy places the organism in Eukaryota, Metazoa, Mollusca, Gastropoda, Neomphalida, Peltospiridae. The record is from RefSeq and is a predicted model, not a curated record. Gene Ontology annotation, cellular component: synaptic vesicle membrane; neuromuscular junction. Bases 10 to 696 code for a protein of 228 amino acids. The transcript has 4 exons.